Messenger RNA from Caenorhabditis remanei, 1674 nucleotides. RefSeq lists its product as uncharacterized. Gene Ontology annotation, cellular component: endoplasmic reticulum membrane. The transcript is spliced from 6 exons. The coding region runs from base 1 to 1674 and encodes 557 amino acids. Gene Ontology annotation, biological process: regulation of signal transduction. The record is from RefSeq and is a predicted model, not a curated record. NCBI's taxonomy places the organism in Eukaryota, Metazoa, Nematoda, Chromadorea, Rhabditida, Rhabditidae.
AUGCAAGAAGAAAUCAUAGAUUUCUUCCGGAAUCCGGCGUUAUUUUUCUAUAUGACGCUGAUGAUGACCGUCUGCGUCGUCAGCGGGUCUCAACAAGUGGGUGAUGUUGUGGAGACAGAAUUUCAUGCAUAUCGUCUUCAUCAAUAUGAAAUCAGUGGAAACAUGUACGGAAGUAGAAAUCAUCGUGUAUCUUAUGAAGCUGUCUCAUUGGGCGCUCGCGCUCUCAGAAGAACAAUGGUCACCUCAUGGCGUGAGGUUCUCACACAUGACGUAGACGACAUGUGGGCUUUGUCCACUGGUGCCGUUUUAAUCUUCAUUCCGGAUAACCUCGACGAAUUAAAUGAUAUUGACAGAAAAGCAUUCUUAGAUCUCGAAACCAAAUUGCUCAACGUGAGAACCGAUUUAGCUGUAUACGUUGCUCCAUAUAAUGAUGAUGCUGCCUCAAUCCUCAAUGAUGUGAACUCCCGAGCUGAAAAGGCUCCAAGUGCUCUUCAACAUUUGAUUCAAUCUCUAUCUGGAAACACCAUCAGUAUUACAUCCUCCGAUCAAAUUCCAGAAUUGACAGAUUCUUACAAGCCAGUUAACGUUGUGGGUCGCUUGAGCAGUGGAGAUCGUGCUUCUCUUACCAUCGCCUUCGUCGCUCAUUAUGACACAUCAUCUGCCGUGCCAGGAGUGUCUCCAGGAGCAGAUUCAAAUGGAUCUGGAGUUGUUGCUCUUCUCGAGCUCCUCGCAGUCCUCUCAAAAUUCUACGACUCCCCAAGCACUCGUCCACCAUAUAAUCUUCUCUUCAUCUGGACCGCCGGUGGAAAGCUUAACUACCAAGGAACCCGUCACUGGAUUGAUGAAUUCCAGAAAGGAAUCGAAGGAUCUGAGUUUUUGGAUUCUGGUGUUAACAGAAAAGAUGAUCGUAUCGACUUGGCCAUUUGCAUUGAGUCGAUUGGUCGGAAGACUGGAGGACUCUACAUGCACGCUGGAAAAACACCAUCUGAAAACUCAGCCGCUGCUCAACUUUUGAGAAGACUCAAUAACAUUGCUCCAAACAAGAAGAUUGAAUUAGUCACCAAGAAAAUCUCUCUGACAACCGCUAGCGCUUGGGAACACGAGAAGUUCAAUAUCAAGAGAAUGCCAGCUGUCACCCUCUCUACCCUGCCAUCCCCAACAGAUCCAGCUCGCAAUUCGAUCCUUGAUCUUCCAUCGACUCUUGACGAGGAAGAGCUCAUUGAUAACAUCCGUCUCAUCGCCGAAGCAGUUCUUGGAUACAUUUUGGGACUUCCAGAAACCGGACCAUCCUCUGAUUCUCGUAUCAAAUCAGAAGUUAGCAUGUUGUCAAAGGAUGCCGUUGACAAGCAACGCGUUCAUCACUUCAUUCGUCAAUUCGCAUCAAGACCACGCCCAGUUGGAGAUCAAAAGGCCACUGAAAGCGUCACGUCGAACUUGGCAUCUGCUGCAGCUGGAUACGGACAAGUUUUCAAGUCCGGAGUCACGAUUACAGAUGCGAAAGCAUUCGGAGUCACACAGAACCGUCUCGUUGCAGAACGUGUCAAACCAGCAGUUUUCGAACUUGUCAUCGCUGCUGGAGUAUUCGGAUAUCUCACUGUUUUCUAUUAUCUUACCACACACUCCCAGAAUACCAUCGAAGGAACCGUCUCAGCCAUCCGCAAAUCGAUCUUCUGA